Molecule: messenger RNA, 4444 nt
Organism: Lytechinus pictus (painted urchin)
Lineage: Eukaryota; Metazoa; Echinodermata; Echinoidea; Temnopleuroida; Toxopneustidae
Exons: 7
Coding region: 288-1295 (335 amino acids)
Source: RefSeq, a predicted model, not a curated record
GUGUACUGCCCUGCUAAGCCGGCAAGCCUAGCCUGAACACCUGCAGCACAGUACAGCUUGGCGGCCGGAGUAUAGCCGGCUAGCUAGCUGCCUCUACAUGCGGCCGUCAGAGAAGCAGUCCCUCAUCGCAGUUGAUAUCCGCUUGAUUUAUGAAUAUUAGCUCCGGUUUCCUGUUCUGACUUGGAAUUGGAUUUCGUGCAUUCAUCCCAGCCUGUACAUCAUUCAUUGCCAAUAUCAAUAUAUUCUACAGAAUAAACAACAGUUCAAAGAAAGAGAGAGAAAAAAAAAUGAGCGGACAAUCUCCAACUCAGAGAGUAGCAAAACCAGACGAGUGUGACUAUGCUCUGGUCCAAGAUAUGGGAGAAGGAUUCCGCCGAGGGACGUCCAAGAUCUCGGCCAUUGGAACAUCAUUCACAAUGGUCUAUGGAGAGUGGGUGGCUGCUGGGAGCGCAGAUGGAGACGAGAGUCCGGUGGUCAUUUGCAUCCAUGGAACGCCAGCAACGGAGGGAGCUUUUCGGCCAUUGGGCAGCAGAUUAGCAGCUGAGGGGUAUAGAGUAUUAGCUGUUAAUUUCCCAGGUAUGGGAUACACAGAGAUGGACAGUGAAAGACGCUUUGAUUUCUCCGUUACCCACAAAGCUGAGCUUGUCAAGGCGUUUAUUUUUAAAUUAGAGAUAUCCAGGGUAUCAAUGCUGAUAGGUCAUUCCACUGGAGGUCAGGUCAUAGGUCAUUUGGCUGCUGAUCGGGAUUUAGAGAACAUCGUCCAAUCAGUGUGCUUCCUGUGUAGCACAGGCGUACAGCCUUAUGGGUCUCAGAGAUACAGCAUGGUCCCCUACUUACCCUACGUGCUCUACAGAGCAAUAUACCUUCCAGUUCUUGGUCCAGUCCUCAUGUACCUGGCCUCGAUGGUAGUCCAUAGGUUGGGAUUCCGGGCCAAGACCCCCGAGGCCGGAGUCAUGAGCAUCUAUGAAGGUUAUCAGAUGAGAUUUGAUGUGUUUGCCAAGGACUUGACAAGACUAGGAGAAAGGCAGAUACCGGUACUGUUAUUCUACGGCUUGAGGGACAGGAUAGUCGAGCCAGAGUCAAUACCAGAGAUCAUUGAUUUACUGGAUAUCCCAGAGAGCGACGUGAAGGAGUUUGAUGAUGGAGAUGAGCCCAAUAUAACAUUCCAUGGUAAUUCUGUGAGACGGGUGGUGCGCUUCAAGACAGGAACCCAUCGGCUCCACUUUAAGAAAACUGAACUGGUCCUAGAAGAGAUUUUUUCCUUUCUCAGAGCUCUCAGCAAAAAAUCUAGAUGAAGAAUUCUCUCCACCUGCGACCCGUGUCAUGAAAUCCCUCUAAUUCGUAAGGUGAUGGACAUCCUGCAAAAACUUGUUAAUUCUACAUCAUGUACUUUUGUGGAUUGUUGAAGCAAAAUUUAUCAUACUUAUGGAUGUUUCUGAACGCAAGCCAAUUCUCUGUAUUCAGAUCCGAGUUCUGUCUUUUUGUAGGUUGGCUGGAUCAUGUCCUGGGGAGUCAGCAUUGAAACUUGUAUUUCACUGGUUCAGAUUUCCAAUGCUUGACCAGUCCAUUCUCGAAGCUGUGGACACUGGGUGCAGUUACUAAACCAUCGCUAAGACUAACUCCAAGUCAGUCAGCCAGAUUUUAAAUCAGGUUUAGUCACCUGUGACGGGGGUGGCCGAUUCACCUCGCACUCACAGAGAUCACCCUCACCCCUCCUUCCACUCUGUUUGGUGCGGUUUAUUGUGGGUGCAUCGUGGUCUAGUGGUUAGGACUCUCGCCUUUGAAACUGAGGGUCGUGGGUUCGAAUCCCAGCCAUGGCGUGUUUUCCUUCAGCAAGAAAUUUAUCCACACUGUGCUGCACUCGACCCAGGUGAGGUGAAUGGGUACCCGACAGGAGUAAUUCCUUGCAUGCACUGAGCGCCGGUGAUGGUAGCUCAAGCUAAAGCCGGGGUAAUAGUAGCAGCGCUUUGUAUCCUCAGGCAAAAAGCGCUUUAUAAAUCCAGCUAUUAUUAUUUCCAAUUGGUCUAAUGCCAAUUCAUCUAAUAACCAACUCGUCUACUAUCAUUUGGUCUAUCAUCAAUUCCUCCACUAUCUACAUGGUCUAAUUGCCAUAUCGUCCACUCACAAUUUUUUCCAAUAACCAGUUGGUCCAAUAGCCUUUUAGUCCAUAAACCAUUUGGUCUAAUUGGAUAAGUGUUAAUUGGGAAAAAUUAAUGAAAAUAAAAUGGGUGUUACACCAACUGGUUAUUACACAAAAUGGUCAUAGAUGAACUGUUGAUUUGACGAAGUGAUUAUUGGACCAAAUGGUUGUUGGACCAAAUGGUUGUUAGACCAAAUGUUGAUGUAUGGAAUGGCAUUAGACUUAAUGAAUGUAGACCAUGUGAUGAGUGGAUGAGUUGGCAAUAGAUGAAUCGGCAGUUUACCGUUCGGUGCAUCCUCCUCCCUCAACCCAACCCUCCUACACCACUUGCUUCUUUUCAUGCCUUUUCCAGUUGUCCCCAUCCUCUCUGACAUGCCACCUCGAACCCAAGUGGCCUUCUAAAAAUGUGAUCAAUAUCCCUGCUCAACAUAUGUCCAUACCAAAAUACUCAGUUCCACCUUCUCUUCCAAACCCAGCAUGUGCAUCAAGACCUCAUGAUGAUUUAUGUUUUUCAGUGACCGACCUUGCGAUAUAUGGUUCAUCGAUACUUGACAGAAAUUGCUGUGCAACUGAACGUUCAAGAAGGUAUCCUAAGAAUGUUCUUAUAGGAGACACUACAUCUGUGGCUUAUGCUACACUCACACCAUUGAAAGCUUGAACAUGAUUCCAAACCGACUAAUGGUUUGGAAAUAAUUUUAAACCGACCGAUGGAGUGUCAUUCAAAAUAACGUAAUAAAAUUGGUUGGUAUGGAGUCGGUUUCAUUGUGUCCAUUCAUUUCAUUCUUUCUAUAGCAGACAUUUUGGCCCGAAUUCAAGAAGGUGGUUUUGAAAACGGUUGGUUGAACCCCACGGUUGAUUGCAUGUUAAAAUUACGCUUAAUUUAGUGCAUAUAACAAAAUGUCCAAUACUGAUGUACGCUUUUGUCACUGAGCGCCAAAUUGACACCUGUUGCCAUGGUUAAGCACCCUGUUUUAUUCAUGGGUGCACUGUUUUGAACAGAGGACUUAUUAAUUAAAAACAGUGGAAUUAUGAAUAAAAUAGCAUACACAACCAUGGCAACAGGCGUCAAUUUGGGGCAAUGUGACAAAAGCGCCCAUCAGUAUUGGGCGUUUUUUUAUUAAACGUUGUAAAUUACCGUAAGCGUAAUUUUUCACAUGAAAUGCAUUACCAUGGGUUCAAAACCACCUUUGUAAAUUUGGGCCUUUGGAUAUUCUAUGUAAAUAGUUACACGUAAAAUUGUUUCAUGAAACAUACUCCAUAGGUAUAUACAACAAAAUGUUAUCAAGAUUUUUGUUUUUUAAAGUCUUUACUGCCCAUACAGCAUAGAAACUUGCUUUCUAUCGCCUUUUACAUGUAUAUUCUCACAUUGUACAAUAUGAUACAUAAACAUGACAAUAAAAAAAACACAUGAAAAGGCGUUUUACAUGAAUGUGCAUAACCGUAAUGAUAAUAGAGCGAACUUCCGUAAGUUAUUAAUGAUGAUGUUAAAACUAAUACAGACAACAUUAUGUAACACCUGUCUCAUAUAUUUUGGUAGCCACAUGGUCGAAUAUAUAUGUUUGUCCAAUAAGGUCAGCAUGAUUGUAUCAUUUUACGUUGGCUAAGUUAUGAUUAUAAAUCGUAUGGCUUAUUGAAUUUUUCGAAGUCGACUCUCUUCAAGAACUUCAUAAUUGUACAGUGCAUCCCACAAAAAAGGAAACCCAUUUUUAGAGAUAGAUUUCACAAUUAUUAAAUAUAUUUUUACUACGAAUUUGGUAUUCAUGGCAAGAUUGGAAUCUCAUCUCUAAUUUGAACCAUCAGCUUAGCGAAUCAUUCAUGCAUGACAGAUUACAAACAAAUAUUGAGGCAUGUCAGAAAAGAUUUGUGCAAAAGUGAGUGAGAGAAUCUUAAAAAAGAAUACAAAAGAAAUGCUAAUGAGCCUAUCGUCGUAUCAUGAACCAAUCAUGUCCAAUUUUUCUGCGCCUUAGAAUUUCAAACUUGUCUUGCUAAUUAAUGCGUGAAGUGUUUGUGUCAUAUUAGGCAUCAACAUAAAAAGGAAUAAUUGAAUUAUAUGAUUAUGUAAAAUGAAAGGAAAUAUGCAUGGGAAUCCCAGUUUCCUUUUUUCUGGGACGCACUGUACAUUGCCAUUCCAAUUAAAAAGCUUUUAUCAUAAUUGUUAUUGUGUUCACAGGGUAGAUUAUUUAUCUAAUCUUAUAACUCCCAAGAACAUUCUUAAUGACAGCUUCAUAAGCAAUUUGAAAUGUGAAUCUUUACCAGUACUAUUUGAAAAUGAAGUAAAUUAUAUGCAUAUAUUGUUUGAACAAA